Molecule: messenger RNA, 1197 nt
Organism: Caenorhabditis briggsae
Lineage: Eukaryota; Metazoa; Nematoda; Chromadorea; Rhabditida; Rhabditidae
Exons: 7
Coding region: 1-1197 (398 amino acids)
Biological process (GO): DNA catabolic process
Cellular component (GO): cytoplasm
Molecular function (GO): 3'-5'-DNA exonuclease activity; nucleic acid binding
Source: RefSeq, a predicted model, not a curated record
AUGCUGAAACGGCCGGGAAUGUUCACUCCAAACACAACACCAUCUAAAAUAGCCACGUGGACUGUUAAUGAGACGACACCUAGAAAAAGAGGUCCGUCAUUGGCUCUGACAGCGAGUCCAACGAAACAGAUACAGAAGAGAAGCGCAUUUUCAAGAGAGCUCUUCAAGACAUAUAUUUUCUUCGAUUUGGAAUGCACGGGGCUCAUUAAGAACGAUGACACUCGAAAUUUACAAAAUCGUCCGUUCGAAAGAAGCGAAGAGCACUAUAACAUCCUGAAUCAGUUGUGCAUAGAAACUCGAAAAGACGAACUACCGUAUAUCACUGAAAUGAGCUUCAUGGCGAUUUCUAGUGAAACUUUCGAUGAUUUAAAGGCCGAAAGAAUGAAGAAUCUGAAAUGGAACGAAGAGAAUCCGGAUAACCAGAAAGAUCUGGCAAAGUACGUUCCAGCGAAUACUCAUACAAGACAGAUCAACCCAGUUUUGAUGUCUGAUGGAGAAUGGGCUUCUUACGAAAGAUUCAGAUUGGCAGAUCGGAGAGGAGUUUUGGUUCAUUCGAAAAAGGAUUGCCAGAGAAACAACUCGUUCAAAGAAGAGUGGCCAGCAGUCAUUCAAUUCUUCAACUCUUUUCCGAAACCAGCUCUUCUGGUUGGUCACAAUGCUAUAAAAUAUGACUUCCGAGUAAUCUAUGGUGAACUUCAACGAAACGACUUACUCGAGGAUUACGGUAUACCACCAGAUGUCUACUUUGUCGAUAGCUAUUGGAUGGCAAAAAAAGUCGAGGAAACAAUUGUGAAAGAGCUCGUUACGGUGUGCAAAUAUAUCAAGUUUCCAAAAAUUCCAAAAGCCGAGGUAGAAGACGUCCUGUUGUUGGCUGAAGAAUCGUGCAACGAAACUAUCUUAGAACCAUCAACUUCCGCAGACGAUCAUCCAGCGAACAUUCUGGAUUGGGAUAAAUUUUCAGUUUCUCUCCGCAAACGCAUCCGAAAAGAGGGUUUCGUUAGAACCACGAAUGGAUGGACCUACAAACAUGGCGAUAACAAAUUCGGUUUAGCUGCUCUCUACGAGCAGCUUGUUGGGGGGAAAUACAGUGCUCACUAUGCUCAACAAGAUACCGAAGCACUGAUGCACGUUUGCCUCAGCUACGGAAACGAAUUCACUCAAUAUCUUAAUGAGAAUGCCAGUGCUGUUCCAUUUUAA